This is a messenger RNA of Lepus europaeus (European hare), 4638 nucleotides long. It is a transcript of the gene IGDCC4, whose product is annotated as immunoglobulin superfamily DCC subclass member 4. The transcript is spliced from 23 exons. Gene Ontology annotation, cellular component: plasma membrane; axon. The record is from RefSeq and is a predicted model, not a curated record. Gene Ontology annotation, molecular function: protein binding. Lineage: Eukaryota; Metazoa; Chordata; Mammalia; Lagomorpha; Leporidae. Gene Ontology annotation, biological process: axon guidance; cell-cell adhesion.
AUGGCCAAGCCACAGGACCACUUGAAGGGACCUCACAUAGGUCAUCUGGCCUGCACAGGAAAUACUUGUGGGGCCACUGAGGCCCCCAGUGUGGCCAGUGUCCGGGCCACGACCCAUCCUGGAGCGGACAGGGCUCGGUGGCAGCAGGGUCCUCUGGACGGAGACCAAAGCCUUGGCCCGACCUCCACCGCGCCUCGAACGCGCCAUGGAGGAGACCCCGAGGCCGGGACAGGGCAAAGAAAUGGAGACAGAAAGGAAAAGAGACCCGGGCACUCGGAGACCCAGAGACCAAAGAGCCAGACCCAGAACCCGCUGGCCCAACUGGCGCCCGGAGCGGGCCCCCGGCCGGCGAGAGCCCCGCGCGGCGUGGGGUCCCCGGCGGGCCCGGUGAGGGCGCCCCAGCCCGGGCCGCUCGCCCAAGAUGGCGAUGGAGGGGCGGGCGAGGCGGCCGCGGCCCCAGCCCCCGCGCCGGCCCCCGCUCGGGCCCGGGCCCCCGAGGCCGCGCCCUCGCCCGCGGCGCCGCGCCUCCCCGGGCCACUGACGCCCGGCGCGCCCUCCCCCCGCGGCGGCGGCCGAGGCGCCGGGAGGCGGCGGCGGCGGCUGCGGCGGCGGCCCGAGCCGGGCCCCAUGGCGCGGGGGGACGCGGGCCGCGGCCGCGGGCUGCUCGCGCUGACCUUCUGCCUGCUGGCGGCGCGCGGAGAGCUGCCAUUGCCGCAGGAGACGAUCGUGCAACUGGGCUGUGACGCGGGGCCGCUGCAAGUGAUCCUGGGCCCAGAGCAGGUUGCCGUGCUGAACUGUAGCCUGGGGGCUGCUGCUGCUGGGCCCCCGACCAGCGUGACGUGGAGCAAGGAUGGGGAAGCCCUGCCGGAGCACGACCACCUGCACCUGCUGCCCAAUGGCUCCCUCCGGCUGUCCCAGCCACUAGCCCCUGAUGGCAGUGGUGAGGCAGCCCCUGGAGCCAUGGGAGCCAUCGAGGGCAGCUACUCCUGCCUGGCCCACGGCCCCCUCGGAGUGGUGGCCAGCCAGGCUGCCGUGGUCAGGCUUGCCACACUUGCGGACUUCUCCCUGCACCCGGAGUCGCAGGCGGUGGAGGAGAACGGGACCGCUCGCUUCGAGUGCCACACCCAGGGGCUGCCGGCUCCCGUCAUUACCUGGGAGAAGGACCAGGUGACGCUGCCUGAGGAGCCACGGCUCAUCACUCUGCCCAACGGCGUCCUGCAGAUCCUGGACGUUCAGCAUAGCGACACCGGCUCCUACCGCUGUGUGGCCACCAACGUGGCCCGCCGCCGCUUCAGCCAGGAGGCCCUGCUCAGCGUUGUCCCCAGAGGGUCCCUGGCGUCCACUAGGGGGCAGGAUGUGGUCAUUGUGGCAGCACCGGAGAAUACCACCGUGGUGUCUGGCCAGAGCGUGGUGAUGGAAUGUGUGGCCUCAGCUGACCCCACCCCUUUUGUGUCCUGGGUCCGACAAGACGGGAAGCCCAUCUCCACGGAUGUCGUCGUCCUGGGCCGCACCAACCUGCUCAUCGCCAGCGCGCAGCCCCGGCACUCGGGUGUGUACGUGUGCCGCGCCAACAAGCCCCGCACGCGCGACUUCGCCACGGCCGCCGCAGAGCUGCGGGUGCUGGCGGCCCCGGCCAUCUCGCAGGCCCCCGAGGCGCUGUCGCGGACGCGGGCCAGCACCGCGCGCUUCGUGUGCCGCGCGUCCGGAGAGCCGCGGCCCGCGCUGCGCUGGCUGCACGACGGGGCGCCGCUGCGGCCCAACGGGCGCGUCAGGGUCCAGGGAGGCGGCGGCAGCCUGGUCAUCACGCAGAUCGGCCUGCAGGACGCCGGCUACUACCAGUGCGUGGCGGAGAACGGCGCGGGGACGGCGUGCGCAGCCGCCCCGCUGGCGGUCGUGGUGCGCGAGGGGCUGCCCAGCGCCCCCACGCGGGUCACAGCCACGCCGCUGAGCAGCUCCGCCGUGCUGGUGGCCUGGGAGCGGCCCGAGCUGCACAGCGAACAGAUCAUCGGGUUCUCCCUCCACUACCAGAAGGCACGGGGCAUGGACAAUGUGGAAUACCAGUUUGCAGUGAACAAUGACACCACCGAGCUGCAGGUCCGCGACCUGGAGCCCAACACGGACUAUGAGUUCUACGUGGUGGCCUACUCCCAGCUGGGGGCCAGCCGCACCUCCACCCCCACACUCGUCCACACCUUGGAUGAUGUCCCCAGCACGGCGCCCCAGCUCUCCCUGUCCAGCCCCAAUCCCUCGGAGAUCAGGCUGGCGUGGCUGCCCCUGCCCCCCAGCCUGAGCAACGGGCAGGUGGUGAAGUACAAGGUCGAGUACGGUUUAGGGAAGGAAGAUCAGAUCUUCUCCGCCGAGGUGCCGGGGAACGAGACCCAGCUGACGCUGCACUCGCUGCUGCCCAACAAGGGGUACCGCGUGCGGAUCGCGGCCGGCACGGGGGCCGGCUACGGCGCCCCCUCCCAGUGGGUGCAGCACAGGACGCCCAGCGUGCACAACCAGAGCCAUGUCCCUUUUGCCCCUGCAGAGCUGAAGGUGCGGGCGAGGAUGGAGUCCCUGGUGGUGUCCUGGCAGCCGCCCCCGCACCCCACCCAGAUCUCCGGCUACAAACUGUACUGGAGAGAGGUGGGGGCGGACGAGGAGGCUGACGGCGACCACCCCCUGGGGGGCCGUGGGGACCAGGAGUGGGACGUGGGGCCCGUGCGGCUCAAGAAAAAAGUGAAGCAGUAUGAGCUGACCCGGCUAGUCCCCGGACAGCUGUACGAGGUAAAGCUCGUGGCCUUCAACAAGCAUGAAGACGGCUACGCCGCCGUGUGGAAGGGCAAGACCGAGAAGGCUCCCACGCCAGACCUGCCCAUCCAGAGGGGGCCCCCCUUGCCGCCGGCCCACGUCCACGCAGAAUCGAACAGCUCCACGUCCAUCUGGCUGCGGUGGAAAAAGCCAGACUUCACCACGGUCAAGAUCGUCAACUACACCGUGCGCUUCAGCCCCUGGGGGCUCCGCAAUGCCUCGCUGGUCACCUAUUACACCAGCCCGGGGGAGGACAUUCUCAUUGGCGGCCUGAAGCCCUUCACCAAGUACGAGUUCGCGGUGCAGUCCCACGGGGUGGACAUGGACGGCCCUUUUGGCUCUGUGGUCGAGCGCUCCACCCUGCCUGACCGGCCCUCGACUCCCCCCUCUGACCUGCGUCUGAGCCCCCUGACGCCGUCCACUGUCCGGCUGCACUGGUGCCCGCCCACGGAGCCCAAUGGCGAGAUCGUGGAGUACCUGAUCCUGUACAGCAACAACCACUCCCAGCCCGAGCACCAGUGGACGCUGCUCACCACGGAGGGAAAUAUCUUCAGCGCAGAGGUGCACGGCCUGGAGAGCGACACGCGGUACUUCUUCAAGAUGGGCGCGCGCACGGAGGUGGGGCCGGGGCCCUUCUCCCACCUGCAAGAUGUGAUCACCCUGCAGGAGAGGCUCUCAGACUCCCUGGAUGUGCACUCGGUCACCGGCAUCAUCGUGGGCGUGUGCCUGGGCCUCCUCUGCCUCCUGGCCUGCAUGUGUGCCGGCCUGCGCCGCAGUCCCCACAGGGAAUCCCUCCCAGGCCUGUCUUCCACGCCCACCACUGGGAAUCCAGCGCUGUACUCCAGAGCCCGGCUCGGCCCUCCAAGUCCCCCAGCUGCCCAUGAACUGGAGUCCCUUGUGCACCCCCGCCCCCAGGACUGGUCCCCACCGCUCUCAGACCUGGAGGACAGGGCUGAAGUGCACAGCCUUAUGGGAGGCGGUGUCUCUGACGGCCGGAGCCACUCCAAGAGAAAGAUCUCCUGGGCUCAGCCCGGUGGGCCAAGCUGGGCAGGUUCCUGGGCGGGCUGUGAGCUGCCCCAGGCAGGCCCCAGGCCCGCUGUGACCCGGGCCCUGCUGCCCCCUGCGGGGACCGGGCAGACGCUGUUGCUGCAGGCUCUGGUGUAUGACGCCAUCAAGGGCAAUGGGAGGAAGAAGGCGCCACCGGCCUGCAGGAACCAAGUGGAGGCGGAGGUCAUUGUCCACUCGGACUUCAGUGCCUCCAACGGGAGCCCUGACCUCCAUCUCCAAGACCUGGAGCCCGAGAGUCCGCCUCCUUUGGAGGCUCCUGAUCUCACCUCGACAGGCACUGGGGGUCUCGGGCAGGGGGCAGACUGGCCGGACAGGGGCCUGGGAGGGUGUGAGGCGGCAGCCCCGGGGCCAGACAGGCUCAGCUGCCUACCAGAGGCGGCCAGUGCUCCCUGUCCCUUCCCGGACCUCCCGCCCAGUGAGGCCUUGGAAGAGGCCCCUGGGAACAGCUGCCAGCCCAAAGCCCCCUGCCCGCUGGGAGCCAGCCCCAGCCUGCCCAGAGCUCCGGUCUCCUCCUCUGCUUAGCUCCCUAGAAGGCACCCUUCCCUAACAACAUGGCUACCUCAUGCCCACUUCAAGGCCAUGGCUGGGCUCCUGUACCCGCUGUGGACCUCCCCCUACACCCUCCUGCCCCCUCUGCUCUCAGCACCCCGCACGCCCCCUCUGCAGGCCUAUGGCUCACCCCAGGCAGGCAUGCGGCCCCAGCCCCCCGCCGCCCGGGCUCGGCCCCGGCCGGAGCCCCGGCGCCGGCCCUGGCGCCGACCCCGCGGGACGCUGUGA